AUGGCAUGCUCUUGGCUCCCACCCUUCCCGAGAUUCGUCUUUACGGUCUUCGAGCCCAUCAGCCUAGUCGCUGGCUGCGUCCCCGGGAUCGUGGCCCCUGACUGGUUCAUCGGGCAGCAGAUGGCACAGCGUAUGCCCGCACCGUCCUCGGAAAACUCCCAGUUGGUCGCCCAGCAGCUGGGCAACGCAUUCGGCCUACUCGCCAUGGCCGCCGUUGCAGUCCUCUACACCACCAGCGAGCCCAAGGUCGUCAGGAACUACCUGAUCGCGCUCUGGAUAGCCGACGUUGGUCAUGUUUACCUAACCUGCCGCGGGCUCGGUAGUGACAGGCUCAUGGAUGUUGCUUCGUGGAACGGCAUGACCUGGGGCAAUGUGUUUGUGACAGUCUUUCUAUGCUUGACCAGAACGGCAUACUUGCUAGGCUGGUUUGGGCCAGACAAGCCAGUGCUGAGCGGCGGCAUUGCUGUCACUGAAGCCAAAGCCAUGAAGAGCAUAUAG
Messenger RNA from Gaeumannomyces tritici R3-111a-1, 498 nucleotides. RefSeq lists its product as hypothetical. The record is from RefSeq and is a predicted model, not a curated record. The coding region runs from base 1 to 498 and encodes 165 amino acids. Lineage: Eukaryota; Fungi; Ascomycota; Sordariomycetes; Magnaporthales; Magnaporthaceae. The transcript has 3 exons.